Centruroides sculpturatus (bark scorpion) is the source of this 517-nucleotide messenger RNA. RefSeq names its product tetratricopeptide repeat protein 39B-like. The transcript is spliced from 4 exons. The record is from RefSeq and is a predicted model, not a curated record. Lineage: Eukaryota; Metazoa; Arthropoda; Arachnida; Scorpiones; Buthidae. The coding region runs from base 1 to 516 and encodes 171 amino acids. Gene Ontology annotation, molecular function: protein binding.
AUGUAUUUUAUUAUACUAACUAAUAAAGGAAGCGAUACUGAUGAUUCAAGAAUUGUUUAUUCACUAGCAGAUAAAGAAGUAGAAGAUUACUGUUUACUCCUUUUGCUGCAUGGUUCAUGUUUAAAACUUUCUGGAAAAUAUAAACUCGCAGAAGAAUGCUUUAAGAAUGUUAUCAAUUUAGAUAAAAAUGUACACGAAGACUUACACAUAGUUGCAUUUGCAGCAACAGAAUUAGGAUUACUCGCAAUGGAACAAGGCUGUUACAAAGAAUCGAAAGAAUAUUUGGAAAGAGCAAUAAAUAAUUAUCACGGAUAUCAAGUCGAAACAAUUGUCCACUUCAGAGUGCACACUGCUCUUCGACAGUUGAAAAUAGUUUCCAAUUCGGCAUCCAUGCUGGAUUUAUCUUCUAAGCAGAUGAGAGAAUGCACAUAUCCCACUUCCAAAAUACAGUGCGGAAGUUAUCCCAUGCUUCAUAAAACCAUAUGUCAAGAAGAAAAUGGAUUAAUAAAAACAUAAA